Molecule: messenger RNA, 1654 nt
Organism: Cornus florida
Lineage: Eukaryota; Viridiplantae; Streptophyta; Magnoliopsida; Cornales; Cornaceae
Product: actin-related protein 2/3 complex subunit 1A-like
Exons: 16
Coding region: 165-1301 (378 amino acids)
Biological process (GO): Arp2/3 complex-mediated actin nucleation
Cellular component (GO): Arp2/3 protein complex; actin cytoskeleton
Molecular function (GO): actin filament binding
Source: RefSeq, a predicted model, not a curated record
GCAAACACGUCAUUUUCUUUCUAGCUUGGCAUUUCCUUCACUCCUCGUCAUUCCUUCAACCUCCGGACUUGUGUUUUCUCUCUCUCUAGGGCGAGGUUCUUAGAUCUCUCCACAAUUAGAUCGUCCCAUUUCUCCGUUCCAAUCACUUUGUGUAGAGUUUAUAAAUGGCGGCAGCGAUUGCAAUCCAUCAGUUGGCUCAGUGCAUUACUUGCCAUGCUUGGAGUCCCGAUCACUCUAUGAUAGCAUUUUGUCCAAACAAUAAUGAAGUACAUAUUUAUCAAUUAUUGGAAGAGAAGUGGGAGAGGAUACAUAUUCUUCAAAAGCAUGACCAAAUUGUUUCUGGGGUAGAUUGGAGCAUAAGGUCGAACAGGAUAGUUACUGUAUCUCAUGAUCGGAAUUCAUAUGUUUGGAACCAAGAAGCAACAGAAUGGGUGCCAACCCUAGUUAUCCUUAGGCUAAACCGUGCUGCACUUUGUGUUCAGUGGAGUCCAAAAGAAAACAAGUUUGCCGUUGGAAGUGGGGCUAAAACUGUUUGUAUUUGUUAUUAUGAACAAGAGAAUAAUUGGUGGGUCAGUAAACUUAUCAGAAAAAAGCACGAUUCUUCAGUGACUGGUGUUGCCUGGCAUCCUAAUAAUAUUCUCCUUGCAACAACAUCUACUGAUGGAAAAUGCCGAGUGUUCUCCACUUUUAUAAAAGGUGUUGAUACAAGGGGUUCAGGAACAGGCCCUGCAACAGAUUCAAAAUUUGGAGAGCAAAUUGUUCAGCUUGAUCUCUCAAUUUCCUGGGCAUUUGGUGUCAAAUGGUCCCCAAGUGGCAAUACUUUAGCCUAUGUAGGUCAUAAUUCGAUGAUCUAUUUUGUUGAUGAAGUUGGUCCUUCUCCUUCUGCUCAAAAUGUGGCAUUCCGUGACUUGCCUCUCCGUGAUAUCUUAUUUGUCUCUGAGAGAAUGGUCAUUGGCGUGGGAUUUGACUGCAAUCCUAUGGUUUUCGCAGCAGAUGAAGGAGGAUUAUGGAGUUUUGUUAGGUUCCUCAGCGAAAGGAAAACUUCUUCAAGUGCCAAAUAUGGUUCACAGUUUUCUGAGGCAUUUGGAAAGCUAUAUGGCCAAUCAAAAUAUGGAAACAGCAAUGAUUCAGUCGAACCUUCAAGAUCGCGUGGAGGCAUUCACGAGAACUGUAUCAAUUGUGUGCUGCCACUUAAAAAAGCAGGAGAUUCUACAACGACCCGGUUCAGCACUUCAGGUCUUGAUGGAAAAGUAGUUAUCUGGGAUUUGGUGAACCAAGAAGAUUUCUCUGAAUAUUUUUAGUUUAUCUAAUUAUCAACCCAUCCAAGGUAAGCAGAAGGUCAUUUUGAAGUUCGAGUUCACAUGAAGACCUAUUGAUCUGCCAUGUAUUGUAUCUUAUAUUGAGCAAUUGGUGAUUGAUCUUUUACAAUUUAAGCUUGCAGAGAUGAAUCCAAACUUCAGUUACAAUUUGAAAUGUAAUUGCUUUGUACUAGUAGUAUAUGUGGUUGCUAGAACAGAUUUUCCAUUUUUGUACUUUCCCAUUACUGACUGGAAAGUUGAACAAGUUCUCGUUGUCUUUGUUGAAUGUCUGUAUUAAUAUUUCAUGUUUUUGUUUUAAAAUUUUAUAAAAAAUGAGAAAAUAUUUGACACAGGCA